Molecule: messenger RNA, 1143 nt
Organism: Fonsecaea erecta
Lineage: Eukaryota; Fungi; Ascomycota; Eurotiomycetes; Chaetothyriales; Herpotrichiellaceae
Exons: 2
Coding region: 1-1143 (380 amino acids)
Source: RefSeq, a predicted model, not a curated record
AUGGAUUCAAGCUCAAGCGACACGCUGGAGUAUAGCGGUACGGCCUGUGCACUGCAGCCUUCGCCACCACAACAGUCAAAUUUUCAACCACCACCAAAUCAGUCGCGCCUUCAACCACCUACUCACUCUGAUCAGUUGCAGGAAGUGCUGGAUCUCGCAGAAGCCGUUGCGACAGACAAACUGCAUCUCACACCAGAUGAUGAACCCAUCAAAUUCACGAUUUCUCGAGAGUCGUGGUUGAAACUGCAAGAAGACCCCAACUUUGACUUAUACACAGAACGGAAAUUAUUUCGAGUCUUCUUCGAUAGCUCGCGCUGUCUUGUUACAAUUAUGCCUCCUCCUAGCUUCAGACACCAGGCCUUCGUUGGAUUCCUUACGGAACUCGCAUACAAGGCUAAAUUUGCUAUGACACCUACUCUCGCGGCUAAGAUCCUGAUCAAUUCGAAUUCAGCUAUUCCUGUAGAUCAGUCAUCGCAAAAACAACCAGACUUUCAUAUCGACUGGAUAAAGAGUCAGGAUGAUAGUAGAACACAUACAAUUGUCGAAGUGGGCGUGUCCCAAACUCUCAAAGAUCUCCGAAAUCUCGUCCCACUAUACAUGGACGGCGACCUCAAUAUCCAACGCGUUAUCCUUAUCAAAUUCACCGAAAAACCAACAUUUACAUGUCCGAAAUCAAUCCAAGACUCUCAGGUCUUUCGGAUUGACGAGAUAACGGGUGCAAUUUGGUGCGGUAACGUCAAGAUUAUCGGAGAGACUGAAGUAUUAUGGGAGAUAUGGGAGCGGGAUACUACUGGUAUCGCAGAGAUGACCUUCCAGGAAACCUUCGCGUUCGGACAGAUACCAUCAAGAAAACUCCCUUUCUUGAUGAUAUCUAAAGGUAUCUAUGGUGACAAAACACUUCGGAGAGGAGUAGAUAGUCCCAUUGAACCGCAGAUGAUGAAGCGGUUCUGGAAAGACUAUUGGCAUAUCGCGUGUUGGGAAGAUACGGACAGACGGGUGUUACCGUUGGGUAUUCUGAGAGCGAAAGGAGCUUAUUUGUCGAUCCAGCCGAGUCGAGUCGAGUAUGGUGCACUCUACUGGCAGGUGGCUGUCGUGGUGGCCGUCGUGGUCGUUUUGGUGGCCAUAGUAGUGGCUAGAAAAUGA